Molecule: messenger RNA, 918 nt
Organism: Drosophila rhopaloa
Lineage: Eukaryota; Metazoa; Arthropoda; Insecta; Diptera; Drosophilidae
Product: cyclin-dependent kinase 20
Exons: 4
Coding region: 1-918 (305 amino acids)
Biological process (GO): protein phosphorylation
Cellular component (GO): nucleus
Molecular function (GO): ATP binding; cyclin-dependent protein serine/threonine kinase activity
Source: RefSeq, a predicted model, not a curated record
AUGGAGGACUAUGCGCCAAGUCGCUAUAAAAUGCUCGAGAAAAUCGGCGAAGGAGUCCAUGGCUGCGUGUUUAAGGCCAUCGAUUUGCAGCGCAACAAGGAGGUGGCCAUCAAAAAGGUGGCCCUCAAGAACAAAUUCGGUAAUAUAGCUCUAAAUACGUUAAGGGAAAUCAAGACCCUGCAGCUCUGCAAGUCAGAAUAUAUUUUGGGUAUCAUCGACAUAUAUCCCGACCUGACUGGCCUCUCCUUGGUGCUGGAAUACCAGCCGGACACCCUAUACAAUCGCCUCAAGAGCGAGGUGAAUCCCCUGAGCCGCCAGCAGGUGCGAAAGUUCGCCCACCAAAUGCUCAAGGGCAUCGCCUAUCUCCACGAGGCGGGUCUGAUGCACCGGGACAUAAAGCCAGCCAACCUGCUGAUAAGCGAUGCGGACAUGCUCAAGAUAGCCGACUUUGGACUGGCCCGUCUGUACUUCCCCGAGGAAGAGGCGCGUCUGUAUUCCCCGCAGGUGUCUACGCGGUGGUAUCGAGCUCCGGAGAUUCUCUGGGGCAGUCAGAAGUACGGAACCGGGGUGGAUAUGUGGGCUGCAGGUUGCGUGGUGGCUGAGAUGCUUCGAGGAGUGCCUUUGUUUGCAGGGACCACUGAUAUCGAGCAGUUGGCCAUUAUAAUCCGAACUUUGGGCACUCCACGUUUAAAUCAAUGGCCGGAGUUAACUUCCCUGCCGGAUUACAGCAAGAUACGCUUUCCAAAUUCCGUGGGCAUCCAUUGGGACAACUUGUUUCCAAGCUGCACCCAUGCGGUGGAAAUCAAUCUGGUCUCAAAUCUAGUUGUUUACAAUCCCAAAAACCGACUCAAAGCCAGUGAGGUAGGUUAUUUUAUAAGAUAUAAACUGGUUCACACUUUACAAUCGUAUAUAUUUUAG